UCUCGUGUCUCCGUCCAAGCGUGUUCACAAAGUUGACUAACUAAGAGACAAUUAAAAAUAGGUUAUAAUAGUGUCUUUUUAUGUUUUUUUUCUUACAUUGUCUGUUGAAUAAUUUUUGAUUCCGUAUUUGACUGCACGUUCAGCUUUACGAAGCGUGUUUUUACCAGGUUCAAUUAUUUCUUUUGGGCAACGCACGUGUUACAAAUGUGCAGAUUUGAUACCAACGACCGAAGCAUUUGUUAGAAGUUACGGUUUGAUAGAAACACAGGAAGAGGUCUUGAAGACGGAUGUAACACAGUGACCGGUGUCGCGCGCCUGAUGUAGCAAAUGUCUCCCUCAUAGUUGAUAGUAGUUGUAGCCUUUCUUAAAGACGUGUGCUUUCGAUUUCUCUUAAACGAAUUGGACCAGUAUCCCUAUUAACGGACGCAAACCGCGAAAUGGGGACUCAGGGCACUGGACGAAAAAGAAAUCCCAAUAAGGACCGGUCGACGGCUGAGGAUGAUGCACUAAAUCUAAUAGCAAGAGAGGCCGAGGCCAGGCUGGCUGCAAAGAGAGCAGCCAGGGCAGAGGCCAGGGAGAUCCGUAUGAAGGAGCUGGAGAGACAACAAAAAGAGAUCUAUCAGGUUCAGAAGAAAUAUUAUGGCUUGGACAACAAAUCAGAGAACAAAGUAGACAGCGAAUGGGGCCGCAUCGAAAAAUGGAUGGAGGACAGUGAAAGGUACUCUCGGCCCUCACAGAGACAUACCUCGAUCUCAGACGAUGACGAGCGGAUGUCAGUGGGCAGCCGAGGCAGUGUGAGGUCGGAUCUUGAUGCAAUAGGGGCCUACGGAGGAGGGGGCUCAUCCUCCCAUUCACGGGAGAAGUUGAAGAAGUCCAAGAAGAAGAAGAAACAUAAAGACAAAUUGAAUGAUCGAGAUAGCAAUGGCUUUGACGAUGGGUACAGUGGUAUAUCCACUCGGAGUUCCAGACUCAGUGAUGAGAGCGCUAGCAGGGUCUCUCGUUCCUCAAGACUUGACCUGCAGCCGGCUUCCUAUGCUUCCUCUGACCUUUAUGGCAACAAUGGUCUAUCCUCCACUAAACAACGGCUUUCUAAGUACAAUGGCUACGAGUCCUCUGGGAUACUCAGCCAGAUCUCCUACCAGCGCUGUCACAGGGGCUCUCUAUACGAGGACAGUCUGUACAGUGCUUCUCGACGGGUCACCAGCUCUCGUCCUUCGGAGUACAGUAGUUAUCGCGGCACCGGUUCCAGGGUGUCCUCCAGGGCCAGUUCAGCCCGUGCCAGCCCAGUGGAUGACAACUGCAGCUCGGCGACCAGCUUCCUGCGCACCGCGACCACUGGCCUGCCCAGAGACAUGGAUCAUGUGACCAUCCCCGACUUAUCUGACGAGGAGAAAGACUAUCAGGAAAAGGGAGCUCGAACCUCUUCAACGCUAUCAGCGGCCACCCUCGGCUCGCUGGGUGGGUCUUCUUCCCGUAGAGGAAGUGGCGAAACGUCCCUCGUUGGUGACAAUGAGACGUCCAUACGGGAGAUCAAGGAGAUUCAUGAGCUGAAGGAUCAGAUUCAAGAUGUGGAGUCGAAGUACAUGCAGAGCCUCAAAGAAGUUAAGGAUGCCCUAGUUGAAGUGGAAGAGAAGUACCGUAAGGCUAUGGUGUCCAACGCCCAGUUAGACAAUGAGAAGAACAACCUGAUGUACCAAGUGGACACCCUGAAGGACUCCCUCAUGGAACUAGAGGAGCUGCUGUCUGAGUCACGACGCGAGUAUGAGGAGAAGGCCAAGGACUUGGAGCGUGAGAAACAUGCCCAUGGUGUGCUGCAAUUCCAGUUCACCACCAUGAAGGAGACACUGAAACAGAGCGAGGAGCUACUAACCGAGAUCCGUCAGAUGCGUCUGAAACAGGAUGGCUUAGUUAGGGAUAUCUCUGACCUGCAGGAAACAGUGGAGUGGAAGGAUAAAAAGAUUGGGGCCUUAGAACGGCAGAAGGAGUAUGCUGACGCCAUCCGAAAUGAGCGAGAUGAGCUCAGGGAUGAGGUGGUCCAGCUGAAAGAUAUUCUAAAGAAACAUGGAAUUGUCCUCGGACCUGAUCUUACCACCAAUGGGGAAACGCUAGAGGUGGGCACUGAAGGGUCAGUGAGUGGAGAUUCAGCUCCUCAAUUGGCUCAGGACUCCCAGAUGCCGCCCACAGAAGGGGGAAACGGCAUGCUUGGCAGAGCUCAGGAGAUGGAGUUGGAAGGUAGAGGAGAUAAGGUGAUGGAACCAGGAAGGUCCAGGCAGCAAGAAGACAGACAUGAGGAAGAGGCUCGAGAGAUCAAACUGACCUUGCCCAACCCCUGUAACCUCGCUUUUGUUACAGAAACAGAAACAUUUACAGAGGCUCAGCCAUUCUCCACUACACUGGUGAAUGAGGUUGAGAUGGAAGACCAAAAGAUCUACAAGGACUCUGACAAUGACAUAACUGGUGCAGUCAAACAUGGACCAAUUUGUGAUCCUGAGGUACUUGUGGUAGUAACAGCUUCUGAGGACAAGGUUACAGGAGAAGGUGAUGGGUACAAAGCAGCAGGCAUAGCGGGGACAGGGGGAGAUGAGGUCACAAACAAAGGGGAAAUGGGGAUAAAAAAUGACAAGGCAGAUGAUGCAGAAACCAAAGUCACCAACAUCAGGGAUGACACCAAAGAGAAGCCUUCCAAAGAGCCUACCUUAGAAUCCAGUGCAGCAGAUGAAACAGAAAAUCUAGAAUUGUGUAGAGAAGUUGUGAAAAGCAUAGACUUGUGUUUUCAGCCUAGACAAUCUGUUGAGGACAUUGUGAACAAUGGCACCCAAAUUAGCCUGGGGAAUGACCUUGAUAGUAAUAAGAUUGAAGCAAACUGUGAGACCCAACCUGAGCCUCAAAAAACUAAGGCAGAAGUGUUACUAGAGACCAAUGCACACCAAGGAGGGAAGAAGAAGAGGAAAGGCAAGAAGAAGAAGGGAAUGACACAAGAUGAUGAAAACCGGGAAGAGAACCAUAGUUCAACUGAAAAAGAUUUAGUCUCAAUGAAAAAUAGAACACAUAUUCCCCAAGGCACAGACCUUGAUACUAGUGAGAGCCCUGUUGAAUCAAAAUCUGAGCCACAAUCUGACGCUCUAAACAUUAAAAAUGCUGAAGCCCUACCGGAGACCACAGAUCAAAUCGACUCAAAGCCUGAGCCUCAAUCUGAGCCUCCAAAAACUGAAAAUGAAGAAACCCUACCAGAGAACACAGACAAACAGCCACUUAUUUCCCAAGACACAGAUGUUGAUGCUAAUAUGAGCUCAGUUGAAUCAAAGCCUGAACCUAAGUCUGAGCCUUCAAAAAUAAAAAAUGCUGAACCCCUACCAGAAAUACAGCCACAAAUUCCCCAAGGGACAGACUUGGAUAUUAGUAAGAGCCAAAUCGGAUCAAAAUCUGAACCUCAGUCUGAGCCUCCAAAAACUGAAAAUGAUGAAACCCUACCAGAGAACACAGACAAACAGCCACCUGCUCAAGGUGGCAAAAAGAAGAGAAAGGGCAAAAAGAAGGGAGAGAAACAAGGUAAUGUAAAGCAGGAGAGCAAAACUGAAAAAGAUCUGGCCUCCACCCCAGCUGAUAAAGAGCCUGUAGACAACUUAGUAGAAGACGUUGUCACUAUAGAAGCACAACAGCUUCUUGAGGUGGAGAUUGGUUGUUUACCGGAUAGAGAGCUCCAAAUACCUGAAGAAACUGCACAAAAUGUAGCUGAGGAGGAAUGGAACCUAAAGGAAGUAGAUGAAGUUGCAGAAGAUGAAAGACUUGAGGUAAAGAAUAAGGAGCAGCCCAUUAAAAACCAAGAAAUAUUUCAGUUUGGCCAGGCUAAGACUGAGGAAGUUGUUACAAAGAAGAAAAAGAAGAAAAUGAAGAAGGACCAUGAAAAACCCUCAAUCGAAUCCGAUAAAUCAGAUGGUGAGACGUCACUACUAUGCCAUGGGUCCAAAAUUGAAAUUGCUGAUUCCAUUGACCACUCCAAGUGUGUAAUCAGUGCUGAUUACCUUAAAGAGGAAUUGGAAUCUAAAACAAAUUCCCAUGCUCAAACAGAGAAGUUGGGUUACACAAACAGUCCUGAUAAUUUUGCAGACGACUUGAACUCUUCUGCUAAUGCAGAAUGUUCAUUAGGCUCUGACCUGUCCAAACCUGAGAAUUUAAACAAUGUCAAAGUGGAAGCAUGUGUCACGCCCUCUGUUGAAGAAGCUGAAACAAUCCAAGAAACAAAGGAACAUGAGAAUAAUCAAUACAGUCCCAAAGUUCUGAGAGCGAGAACUGAACCUGAAGAACAUAUUUUCCGUGAUUGUUUCACUGAUCACACAGACGGUGAUAGCAAAAAUGCAGAGCAAGACCAGGAAGAGGCAGGUCAGGAUGAACAAAAUGAAAGCCCAGUGGAGCAUAUAAGUACAUCUGAACUUGAAGGCUCUUUGAUAGCACUGUCAGCAAAUGUAGAGAAAUGCAACUCUUCAUCAGAAGACAACUGUAGUAGCACAUUGCUUGACCACAAUUGCCCUGCUGCUGAGACUCUGAAUCUGCCUGAGCAACAGACAGAUCUAACUGAUUGUCCAGUUGCUGACGAGCACUUAAAUGAAAAGAAAAAGCAAGAAACACUUGAUGCAGGAGAGGUUUCCAAUGAUCAGGUCUCUACAGAGACCAAGCUGAGUGAUAUAGAAACACAACCACAGGAGCCUGCGAAAGAAAUUCCAGAGACCAUUUACUGCUUUAGGGAACCAGGCCACAAUGAAAGCGGACCAUGCACUGUUGUGGCUGUAGCGGACGAUCACAUUGAGGUUAAACUGGAAGAUAUGGAAGACGGCCACAAACCUAGACCCAGUGAUGAGGUGAAUUUUGACAUAGAGGAUGAUGAAAAUGACGAGGGCCAAUCAUUUGACUUUGAUGACCUGGAUUCUGAGAUCUCUGCAAACAUACAAUCACCAGUCAAGUUAGGCCAGGAGGUGAGCUUGACGUCUGAAGGGGAAAAAAAUGAGGUAGAGGCGGCUGGAGAUGAGACAAAGGAGGAGGACGUGGACAAGUCUUCUGGCAAACUCUUGGGCAAAGGAGAGCAAGUUAGCAUGGUGGCCAGUCAACAGCCACUUGAAGAGAGAUCAGUGGACCUCCAAAACCCUGAAGCAAAAUCACAAACCAUAGUCGAGGACCGGAAUACAAAUGAAGAGCAACCUAUUGCAGUCCAGGAAGUGAUUAAUGUAACAUGUGCACUAAAAGAUAUUUCAGAGGAGGGAGUGAGUGUGACUGUUGGACAGCAAGAAGUAGAAACGAGUGAGAGACUGAUGAAUGCAAAUGACGUAGGGGGUUUCCCUGUAGAGGAGGGGGAAGAGGCGAUCCAGUAUGGGUCACAGCAAGGUAGUAGAGGAAGUAUUCAAAGUAUAGAGGAUGCAGCAGGGGGCGAUAAUGACCUAACAACUAUGACAAGUUUGAAAAAAGGUAGCAAGAAAGGAAAAGGUAAAGGGAAAGAAGACUGUCGAAUGUCCUAGAUUUUAGGUCUGCCUUCAUAAAUAAACCACAAAACUAUUUAAGAAAAUGCUGUGAAACCUACUACACCUGCAGCAACUAUCAUUUAAAAUAAUUCCAAAGUCAUUAUUAGAUGUACAGUUUCUUGGUAUUUCAGCUCAUUUUGUUAAGGAACAUUCAUUUAUUUGUUUGGGUGAAAUGCUGUGCAGUCACCUUGCGUUUUCUUGAGGUUUAGUUCUAUACUAUCUUGAAUAGAUUUAAAUGUGCAUGACAUCCUGUUGAUCAAAAUUGGUAAAGUUGGACGCUAUUGCAGUAGAUUAGGUAUUUAUUUAACUUCUUGUCAUUUAUAUGCUUAUGUUAUUUCCCUGUAUUACAACAUGUAUAUGCAAUAUAUUGUGUACUGCUUUUUAGUAUGUGAAAUGGACCAUGCAAUUUUUCCAGAUGUUUUCCUUCACGUGCUUUGGGUACUUGGCUAAGUUGGCAAGAGAGUAUGGAGUUGGUAAUCUGACCAUGCAGGCUUUCCCACCCCCAAACUAGAAGUGUCCCACUUAAUACUUAAGAGUAGUUGUGGUAUUUGAGAAGUAGAAUCGAUCAUAAUCAUUAAGCCAGGCAGGGUACAUUGCACUUACCUCACCCCCAGGUUCCUUUUGCAAGUAUCUGGGAACGAUAGUAACAUUGCCCAUAUAAAUGUACAGCAGCAAUUUUUUUGGCAUUAAUUCAAGGCACCGUGUUCACGUAUUGUGUAAUUGCCUAGAAAAGAAAUACUUCAGGGAGUGAUGGCAUCUCAUUUAUUUUCAUCACAUUCUCAGAAAUUUUACCAGAACUAAAAAUAUUAUAUAGCUUGCUGGCAUAGCUGGAGAAAAGAAAAUGAAAAUAAUGUGCCAAAAAGUCCUCCUUGUUACAAAUCAGUUUAAUAUAGGCUAUUAUAUCAGGUCAAAUCCCAGCCCUGGGCUAUCACAUCAAGACUAUAAAAUUGCAACCUGUUUAGUUUUUGCCAUGUGUGCUGAAUUCAAAUGAUAAUAUUAUAAGACUGCUACCAAUUGUACCGUGUAAGAAUAUUACUUCCUUGUCAACCUCUGGCCUAAAUGUCAUUCAUGAAUAAAACCACUCUUUUCCAGCUGA
This is a messenger RNA of Esox lucius (northern pike), 6606 nucleotides long. It is a transcript of the gene lrrfip1a, whose product is annotated as leucine rich repeat (in FLII) interacting protein 1a. Gene Ontology annotation, biological process: regulation of transcription by RNA polymerase II. NCBI's taxonomy places the organism in Eukaryota, Metazoa, Chordata, Actinopteri, Esociformes, Esocidae. The record is from RefSeq and is a predicted model, not a curated record. The transcript has 23 exons. Bases 438 to 5507 code for a protein of 1689 amino acids. Gene Ontology annotation, molecular function: RNA polymerase II cis-regulatory region sequence-specific DNA binding; DNA-binding transcription factor activity, RNA polymerase II-specific.